UCUCUUUUUUUUUUUUGUCUGUUUUCUUUCCUGGGCGGAAAUUAGUGUUAUUUGCUUGGCUUAGUUUUCGGUUUUCUCAAUACUUUCAUUGUUCAUUUGAAUGGGAUCAAAAGAGGGCCGCCAAUAGUUGGUUAUUUGGCCAUUAUGGUUUUAUCCAUUCGAGUAAUAUGCAAUUAUGAUUUACUAUAACAAUAACAUCCAACGGAAUCGCAUUACUUCCUAAGAUCCGGUCCUAAGUUUGCUUGGGUUUUUCGUUGAAGAAUCGCUUCUGUGGUUAAACGAUUUUAUAUACCUUUUCAGCUGAUCACAAUGCCAGGCCAGGGUUUGAAACUGGGACUAGUCUUAUGUCUGCUAAUGCAAAUUCAGGCAUUGCCGACAAUUCAGCAAAAGAAUCGAGUAAACUAUGUACAACAAUUGGACAAGAGUUUCUUUCAACCGCCAGAGAUUGAGCAGACCAUUGAUGAGGUGCAAAAGAUUCUGGCCAAUGAUCCAGCAUUGCCGAGACUAACGCGCGGAGAAAUUGAGGAGCUCUAUGAGAAGGUUACCCGCGAGGAAUAUGAGAAAAGCAUUGAGGCCGGCGAUAUGAGUCGAGCCGAUAGCAUGAGAGCUUUGAUGUUGGUUUUACCCUUCAACACGGACAAUAAUACGGAAGAGAAUUUGCAAGAGCUGUAUACACGGCAGCCUGUUACUAGGGUCAUCGAUGCCUAUACCCCACCCGAUCCGAUUAAGUUCUUAACUCCCGAUCCCAAUGCCGUGCCCCGAAGUACUGUGCCCGGUGGAAAUCCAGCUGUUAAAGCUACCACAUACAAGCCAGCAUACGCUGGAGCCGUUGCAGCGGCUGCCACGACAUAUCAUCCGCCGGCCCCAGCUCCAGUGAUGUAUCAAAUGGCACCAUCGUUGGGUAAGCCCUCUAUGGACUUUCAGCCGGUGACCAAAUUGCCGCAGGCCUAUGAUUACGCCAAGGGUCCAUCUCAACGUUUUAGCUCCCAUUAUAGCGCCAAGAAUGCACAGUUCUUGCGGAAACCAAAGCCCCAAGCAGUUGGACAAAGUCCUAUUCAGACCACGUCAACGUCCAGCACCGUAAAACCAGUUGCAGACAUCUUAGAGAGCCUGGGCAUUGUGGGAGGAGGUGGAGGAGCAGGCAAAGGUAAUUCAAAUGGCAAUGGCAAUAAGCGUUAUGCCUUGGAUGAUUACUAUCCCGCAGAGAGUGCUCCUCAGCCAGUGAUAGCAAUGGCCGAUCUUCGAGGCCUGCAGGGAGCUCGCAUACGGCCCGAUGCCUACUCCAAUUUCAAGCCCCUGAACAUUGGCGAGGAGCUGAGAGUUAAGCCUGAAGUGGAGGGUUAUCUGACACGAUUCGGUAUAGUGAAAAAGGCACCAAAAGCUUUAAAAAAGUCCAAAGAAGCCAAUCAGGAACCAACUGGAGAGCAUACUGAGCUUUCGACGGCUACAGCUAAGUUGCCGCCUCAAACAAAUUCGGAAUUGGCCAAAUUGUUGGAGAAUUUGCAAGAAUUGGAGCGACUUAAUACGAGGGCAACUACAAAAACUCCUGCUAAACCGGUUCCAACAACAACAACCACAACCACAACAUCAACGACAACAACCACAACUCGAGCCCCACCCACAUCUCCGCAACCCACAGCUCAGUUGAUAACCCAUGGUGAACCCUUGCUAAUUGAGGCCAAAAAGCCACGAAGGCGCAUCGAUCCCAAUAUAGAUAUCAAUUUUGCCAACAAGGGAAAUCAACAGACACCAAAUAGUCCAACCGAUGAAUUGUCCAAGCUACUGGAGAAUCUCCAGGAACUAGAAAAGUUACGAAUUAAUCCAGAGAAUGUGUUAAAGAAGGUUGGCCCAAGUAUCGCAACCACACGUGCCACCACCACCACCACCAGCACCACCACUACCACCACGCCAAAGCCAACAGUCAACCAAUUAAACGAGGCUAGAGAAUUGGAGCUUAUUUUGCGGCAAUUGCAACAGCACAGUUUGGCAAGCACUACUAUAAGACCUGUAGUACCCAAGAACUUGGAUGGACGUUUGGGCCCAGCUCGAGCUAAUACCCUAGGACCCGGUGAUUUGGUACAAUUGCAGCGGCUCUUAAGCGAUGAUCGAGAGCUGGAACGACUGUAUGAGCAAGCUAGAAACAGCAAGAAGAAGGCAUCAACCACCAGUACAACCACGACGACAUCAACGACGACCAGCACGACCACCCCGCGUCCUACACCUACAAGGACAACACUACCAUCAUUGCCGUCUGUAGAUCAUGCUCAAUUCGAGGCCUUGAUCACUAGGGUCCAGCAAUUGGAGCGUCUGCAGCAUCCGGCUCCAACUGUGCCCAGUUUCACCACACGCAAUGUGGUGCAAUCGGAGAGCAUAACGCGGGCCAAUCUGCCAAGCAACGAUUAUGCACAUCUUCAGGAUUUGGUUUAUGCCUCCGAUUUGCCAAAUUCAGGUCAAGUGGAAAUCUCGACGGCUGCCUCCACUGCCAAGCAGCGACCACUGAGCCAUUUUGAACGCUCGAAUGGCCUUCUUCAGGAUGUUCAACCACAAGACUAUGUCCAAUUACAGAAAUUGCUUAGUAAAGUGCAGGAACUGGAACGCGUUCAACUUCAGACGGCAAAACCCACCACAACAGCAACGCCAAGCUAUCAUCAUCAUCAACUGGUGACAGCCGCCUCGGGACGCAGUCAGAAUGUCAAGACCCUGAAUGGUGCCCACAUUGUCUAUGCUGAGACGGCACCAGAGCCGGAACGGGAACCGGAACCGGAACUGAAAUUGGAUUUGCCCGUUUAUGAAAAGCCUAAGAAGAAGCCAAAUCAAGAGCAAAGCUCUAGCGAGGAGUUACGUGAAUUGGCCAUGUCUCAACCAGCAAAUCCUGCAAGUGCUAAUCAAUUCGAUGACGCUGAAUUCGAGCAAUACCAACAAUUCUUUAGCAGCCUAGAAGAUAACCAUCAUAUGCAACCGAUUUAUAAAACUGUAACUUCGACCACCCCGACGACGACCACAACUACAGCAAAGCCAACUGUAACGGAGGUCAAGAGAACGACUCCCCCCAAUAUUGCAAUGAAAAAGGAUAAGACAGAGGAUCUGGCGGAGCUUCAGAAAUUGCUUUAUAAUACGCAGCAAUUGCAAAAGUUGGGCGUAGCCUUACCCCAUGAACUUUCGCAGCAGUUGGAAAGUCAAUUACAGGCAAGUACCACGACGUCGACGACAAGGAAAACAAGCACCACCACCACCACGGCGGCUCCGGAUACCUCAUCGCCGGCUGUAUUCUCCUUGACUACCCUAAGGCCUGCAUCGCCCCGUCCACCAAGACCAACGCCUACGACAGAGAUGAGUGCCGAGCUGCCCAUUUUUAGUGCCACCAAAAUUAUAGAGGCAGCCAUUAAGAGAGCAGCCAAUCGCAUUGGAGUGGCAACAGAGCAGCCAUUGGGAAGCCUAGGAGCAGGAUUCCGACGUCGCAGCGAUGAUGAAGAAGAUCUAGAUGCAGGAGGAGAUGAUCAGGAGGGCGUCUUGAAUGGCGAUCUGAUGGCAGAGUUUAGUGAAUUGAACUAUCAACUGGCCAAGCCAGAUCCAGAACCAGAGAAACCCCAAUUGGGACAAGAUCUGGGUGAGAUACAGCGUCUAAUAAGCAAUCUUCAAGAACUGCAGAAGCUUAAUGUAAGCCUAGACCAGGUGAAACCAAAAAAUCAAGCAACCACAGAUGCAUUGUAUUUGCAAUCCCUGGAGAAAAAUGCCAGUGAAACCUUUAAAAAUAGAAGACAGAGUGAAACCACCACCACAAGUACCACAGUGGCCAUCUCCACUGAGAAGGAGGACACCUUCUCCACCACAUCCUCACCCACCCGCCUUAGUUUAGAUUUGGGAUUGAUGGAUGAUGGUGAUUUGGCCGGAGAUUCACCGGCUUCUUCCACUACAGACUCUUCAUCGACACCAUCCCCGCCGAGUUCCUCAUCCACCGAAGAGUCCCGCAACGGUUCGCUAGAUGACCUGGCUGAUUCUUUUGGUCCUGAUCCGAUCACCGAGGAGCCUUUACCACCAAAGAAAAAGAACGGUUUCUACUUCCUAGCGGACUGGAAUUCAUUUUUAGAAGUUGGCGAUGGUGAUGACCAAGUCGUGGUACGCCUUAGUCCCAAAAUUGGAGAUCCACGGCUAUUUUUGCCCGUUAAAAUACCCUCGUAGUGGCAUUACAUAAUACCUAUAUACCUAUAGCUAAAAAUAAUUGUGUAUGUACAUAUUUCUCUCUUUACACUCUCUUUGUAUUUAUUGUAGUCACUGGUUACUUUUUUUUUACUUACUCAUAAGUUUGGGCCUAAGCUGUAAGAGUCAAUUCAUACAUACAUAUAUCUAGUAGUACGUAUACGUAUUUAAGGAAGAUGAAUAAAAACACGUUUAAAAUCA
Messenger RNA from Drosophila willistoni, 4398 nucleotides. RefSeq names its product mucin-5AC. The record is from RefSeq and is a predicted model, not a curated record. NCBI's taxonomy places the organism in Eukaryota, Metazoa, Arthropoda, Insecta, Diptera, Drosophilidae. The coding region runs from base 310 to 4179 and encodes 1289 amino acids. The transcript is spliced from 2 exons.